AUGGUGCUCGAAAUGGAGUGGGCUAUCUAUGAAGGCGACAUAGAGCGUGUCAAAUUGCUGGCCAAGGACAAGACAGCGAGGGAGGAGCUUGUCGCUGAUAGAGACGAAAUGGAUCAUUGGAUGCCACCGCUUCCACUGGCGAUUUUAUGGGGCAAGAUAGAAACUGUCAGAAUUCUGCUCGAGGCUGGUGCUGAUCUAGCUGCAACCGACGAAACCGGCAAAGGCACGGCGAUGGAAACGGCGGAAGAGGUUACAGACGUCGACAUUGAGAGGCAGAUGACUACUAUACGAAUGCUCCUGGAUGCAGGCGCAGCACUUAAUGAGCGGAACAGCAAACACGCCAUGCGUGAUUUCGUGAAACUUCGGGCCCCGUUACUCCAGGUCCUGCAGUACGAGAAGUUAGGCGCCUCAGUAAAGCUAUUGCUUGAAAGGGGGGCUGAUCCCAAUAUUAAGGAUGCGGCAUCUGGCGUCCCCUUACAUUAUGCUGCUGCACGCCUGAGUUUAAAGCUCAUUCACCUCCUGGUUCAAUAUGGCGCCAAUUUUAAGGCCCGUGGGAUGAGCAAUUUGACUCCGCUCCGUAUCGCUGCUUCCCAUGGCCACAUUGAUGUGGCAGAGUACCUUCUUGAACAUGGUGCAAAUCCGUCGGCAAAGGCUAGGUUUAACGAAACACCUUUGCAUCUAGCAUGUGAGAGUGGAUGUGUUGAAAUUGUGAGACUAUUUGUUGAUAAGUACAAUGCUGAUAUUCAAGCAAGGAAUUUAAUGCGAUGGAGCCCCCUUAUCUUUGCAAUGAAUGAAGCAGUGCCUCUAGGUAGCCGCAAAGAAAUUAUCGAGUUUUUGCUAUCCAGGGGCGCUGAUAUCCAUGACACCACGACUCACGGUUGGACUGUUCUUCAUCGGUCUAUCGUGUCCGACGAUCCAUUACUGGUUGAAUUUAACCUUCAAAGGGGUGGGAAAGACCAAAUCGAAGCCAAAGCUUUCAGCGGCCGUCGAAAGUCCCAUUUUACGCCUGACUUUCUAUUGAAUAAUAUCGACACCCCUCCGAAGUUCCCAAACCAACUAGGGCUGUGGGAUCGUCCUGUAUCCGAUCAAACUCCUCUCCACUGGGCAGCGGAACGAUGUGUCAAGGAAAUAAUACAACUACUUCUAGACCACGGAGCGGAUAUCAAUGCGCAGGACGGCUUAGGAAGAACACCCUUGAUGCGAUGCAUUCAAACUAUGGACGAGUCGCGUUGCCUUGAGCGAGACGUUAUUUGUGAUGCGGUUAGUGUCCUGUUUGAUCGCAUGCCUGACUUGGAUAUCAAAGAUAAGGAAGGAAAGACAGCAAAGGACUGGGCAUCGAGUCUAGGCUGGGAAUUUGACUGGGUAACUCGCGAGGGGCUAUACGUAAAUACACCGCCGCUUAAAGAUCAAGAUGACCCGUCUGGGCGACGCUCACUACCUCACCAAUGGGGGUACAGAUCCUGGGGUAAUAACGCUUUCAUGAUAAUGAAGAUGUUUCGGCAACUAUCUUGA
Molecule: messenger RNA, 1512 nt
Organism: Arthroderma uncinatum
Lineage: Eukaryota; Fungi; Ascomycota; Eurotiomycetes; Onygenales; Arthrodermataceae
Exons: 2
Coding region: 1-1512 (503 amino acids)
Molecular function (GO): protein binding
Source: RefSeq, a predicted model, not a curated record